Ectocarpus siliculosus is the source of this 981-nucleotide messenger RNA. NCBI's taxonomy places the organism in Eukaryota, Phaeophyceae, Ectocarpales, Ectocarpaceae. The record is from the annotation of a GenBank genome assembly.
AUGCCGAAGCGGGGACGGGAGUCCUUGCGCAACCGCUGGAGCGUCCUCGAGGAGAGACUAGCAGUCCGGACGUCAUCAAAGUGCCCACCAACGACGUCGAGCUUGAUGCCAACGGCUGACCGUCGGGCCCGAGAGCGAUGUGAGGACGGGAAGCAUGCCGGCUCUUCGCAGGCGCAACCAACCGGAGCGCAGCAGGGGGCCGGCGGCGCCAACCCUCUGUCCGUGAUGCGGGCGCUUUCGUUGUGGCCUCCGUACGCCACCACGGGGAAUCCCGGCCAGCUCGCCGCCCUCUCGAGACAGUUUGCCGCCGCUGCUGCUGCUGCUGCCGCUGUGGGAGCCGCCCCGAAGGCUCCGGUAACCUUCCCUUCGGUGGCUACUGGGAACCGGAAGCCCGACAAUCCGGCGUUUGGAGGUUCUGCCGGGGUGUUGGGUCAACUGGCAGCGGCGGCGGCGGCUGCUGGACGAGGGCACACUGGGCGUGCCGCCACCGCCGCCGCCGCCACGCGACCCCGCGGGCAGCAAGCGCGAAAACGACGAAUGCUUGGCUCGUCGCACCCGGACGGCCAGUGGGCAAGUGGUGCAUAUCAAGGGGAGGCCGUGCCUCCUGGCGACGAAGACGAAGACGAAGACGAGGCGAGACAUCGAGGCUCAGCGGUCGCCAACAGCUCUUCGGAAAAUCGCAUUGGCAGCUUGCCGGCACACGGAGAGACCGGCACGGGCGCAGCACCUGGGGUACCUGACCGGGCCGCGUAUGCGGAAGACGAGCUAAGCGACGAUCCAGACGGGAGCAACAAUAGCGAUGUCGAAGUGGCAAACCAAGGGGCAGCGGCCUCAGGAUGCGUGCAAGCCGUCAACGAUAGACACGAGGAGGAGAGCGGUGCGGCCACUGGUAGCGUUUCUUCGCGAAUCACACGCGAAGCUCCCCGUUACGAGGAAGACGAGCUGAGCGACGAUGACUUGGAUGAGUCCGACUCGCUCUGA